AUGAAAUCCUUUGUCUUCUUCUUGUGUCUCGCCUUAGUUGACCCCACAUUCUCCGAAAACAGCCUGCACAUCUAUAGGUAUGAAGGCCUGAUUCUGACUGGGCCACCUGAAAGAGGGUUGACCAAAGCUGGCGUGAAGUUAAACUGUAAAGUGAAAAUCAGGGGCAUUGGACAGAGACAGUACCUUCUGCAAAUCGUAGAUCCUUGGAUUCGCGAGCUCACCGGAAUAUGGCCGAAAGAUCCAUUCAUCUCCGCCCGGAAGCUGACCGCACGACUAGCUCCACAAUUGACCAAGCCCGUGAAGUUCGAGUACAGUAGUGGACGGGUGGGAGCCAUCUACUCACCAGCUAGCCUGCCUGAUAGCAUCCUGAACAUCCACAGAGGCAUUAUCAACAUCUUCCAGAUCACCAUCAAAAAGUCGCAGAACUUUUAUGAUUUACAGGAGGCUGGAAUUGGAGGAAUCUGCCAUACAAGGUACAUCAUUCAGGAGGACAAGAGAAAAGAACGUCUGACCAUAACAAAGUCCAAAAACAUGGACAAUUGCCAAGAGACAGCCCAGAAGAACCUUGAAACCAUGUACUCAGAAACCUGCCCUAGCUGCUUUCUGCAAUAUAUCAAGGAUGAACAAACCAUGACAACCUCCACCCUGAUCCUGAAGCCAACAGCUUCUGGGGCGAUCCUGAAGGAAGCCAGAGUCCGGGAGGUGCACCGACACGUACCUUUGUAUGAGCAGAAUGGAGAAAUGCGGAUUGACGUAAGACAGAGCCUCGUCCUGGAGCAUAUCACCUCAGAACAACCACGGACAUUACCAGAGCUCCCGAGCCGGCAUAGCCUGAAGUACCAGAGUGACCACAGCGUCCUCCGGCAACCACUCACCCUGAUCCAUGAGCAAAACCUGGUCCUUAAGAUAAAAGAAACCUUGGAUCAUAUUGCCAAACACAACAAAGAGGAAAUCCAUCAUGAUGCCCCAGUAAGGUUCCUGGAACUCAUUGAGCUCUUUCGAUCUGCUGAAUACACCACCCUGUCAGAAGUUUGGGCACAGGUUAAGAGCCGGAGUGAGUUUAGGCGUUGGUUCAUUGAAGCCCUGCCUGCUACUAAAACUUUUGACUCUCUGAAAUGGCUCAAGAGCAGAAUCCAAGAUUCUGAGCUCUCUCACUUGGAGGUCCUUCAGAUCCUGAUUCUCGCCUUGCAGGAAGUUAAAACCGACCAUAAAGUUAUGAUGUUAGCACUUGAGAUCCUCGACCUGAUUGUGAUCAAGGAGAACCCAUUCCUUCGCAAGACUACAGUCCUCAGCUAUGGCUCCAUGGUCUACAGAUUCUGUUCUCCACGGUCCACCUGCCCAGAUGACGUACUGAAGCCUUUGCAUAACCUCCUCACCGAAGCAGUCAGCCAACACAACAACGAGGACAUCGCUCUGGGCCUCAAAGCCAUCGGCAACGCAGGACAGCCAGCAAGUAUCAAGAGCAUUGUGAAGCUGUUGCCAGGCUUCGGCACCAUGGCCACCAGCCUCCCUCUGAAAGUUCGGGUGGACGCUAUCAUGGCUCUGACUAACAUUGGCAAGAAGGACCCAAAAACUGUCCAACGCAUCACCAUGCAGGUCUUCCUCAAUCGAAAGAACCAUCCUGAAGAACGAAUGAUGGCUAUUGCGGUGCUCUUCCUGACCAGGCCUCCUCUGACUUUGGUGACCCUUGUGGCCAAUUCCAUGCUCACUGAAACCAGCUUACAAGUGGCCAGUUUCGUUUACUCCCACAUCAGAGCACUGUCCAGAUCCACUGCACCGGACUCGUAUCAGCUGUCAUCUUCCUGCAGACUGGCCUUGAACCUACUGAGCCCCAAACUUGAGGAACUUGGUCUCCGAUUCAGCAAGGUUUUGCACGAGACCUCAUUCAAUUAUGACCUGAUGUUAGGACUAUCGGGCAGAGCUUUAUUAAUCAAGUCUUCUAGCACCAUCAUUCCAACAGCCUUGAUAGCCAGAAUCAGGGGUCACAGACUAGGAAGCACAUUGGAUAUGCUAGAGGUUGGUUUACGAGCUGAGGGUCUCCAAGAAUUCAUCACAAAAUCCCGAGCAUCAAAUGUCAAGAUCACGGAGAACAGAUCUAUUCGACGCAUCUUGAGCAAGAUUGUCAACUGGAAGGACCUGCCCGAAGAGGAGCCAUUAGCAUCAGCCUACAUCAAAGUACUCGGGCAGGAGCUGGUGUACUCUCAGCUCAACAAGGAGAGCAUUGAAGAGUUUGGAAAGUAUUUGACAGCUCCGUUCAAAAGGCAGUGGAAGAGCUACUUACAGCAACUGAGCAGUGGGUUCAGCUUCCAGGUGGCCAAGGCGAUCAUGUUCUCUGAGCUCCGCUACGUUAUUCCCAGCGCUGUUGGUCUCCCACUGGAGAUUAGCAUGGUUGCACUCAGCCUGAGUGUGGCCAAGGGAACCGUUGAGGCUCGUUCUGAUCCUCCAGUUACUAAGCUUUCUCAGCUGAUGACCUCCCGGAUUCAAGUGAAGGCUCGCUUUACUGCCAGUACGCACAUUUAUGUUAGAGGAUAUGCUGGAAUUAAUAUGCCACAACUCCAGUCAGGUGUGGAAAUGGCGGUCCAGGCCAGCUCAACUUUACCCGUGGAUGUAACUGCAAAGAUCAACAUGAAAGAAGGAAAUGUGAGAAUUGAAAGCGCACCAGCUCAGAAGAAGACUAAGAUUCUUACCAUGGGGUUACAAUAUGUUGCUGUUUCAAGAAAUGUUGAGAAUCUCUCUGGAGAAAAAGUAAUUCCGAUAUUACCCAUGACAUCAACAAGUACCGGCUCAAGCCAGAAAUUCAAAUCUGCGUCCACGUCGACAGAAGUGCAAGACGGCAGAAUUGUGACACAGGACACACCAGAAACACUGUCUGAUCAGAUCCAAUGCUCUGCCGAAGAUUCUCGGCCAUUUGUAUCCAAUCAUGUUCUCUAUCAUGUUUGUACGGAAGUGCGGAAAAUCGGUGUUCUGGUUUGUAUAGAUGCCAGGAAGUGGAACGCUCUCACUGUCAGACAUGCGAUGCUGUACUGGCUGAUUGGACAUCACCAGCUGAAUAUCACCACAUCACCACUUAUUUCAGAGGCAGACAUUGAGAAGAUAGUGCUGGAGGUACAGACAGGAACCAAGUCACUAUCCAAGUUGAUUAAACUCGACGAUAAGGAGACAAAGAUAGACAGAACGACAAGUGAAAUGGAGCAAGAUAGACUGAGGAGAAUUCUGAUGAAGACAUCAAAAGAGACCUCGAGAUGGAACAGCACCCUGAGCAGACGCAAAUUCGACAGUUCCAGCUCCAGCGGCUCUAGCCAAUUGUCAGGGAGCAACAGAGUCACCCACUCCCUGUCGAGCUCCAUGAGGCUGAAGGGAACCAUGGAACCCUACACCAAUCAGAAGAAACAGAGCAAAGCCACAGCCAGCGUCACCAGCAGCGUCACCAGCAGCGUCACCAGCAGCGUCACCAGCAGCGACACCAGCAGCGUCACCAGCAGCGACACCAGCAGCGACAGGUUGCAAAGCCAGAGAACCAGCAAGAAGAUGACCUCCAGUCAGUGGCCCAAGUCUUGGCACAGCGGACGUUGGCACAGCAGACGUUGGCACAGCUCCUCUCAAACAUGGACACCACACUCUCGACUCCUGGAACUUAGGUUUUUAUCAAAAAGGACAAGUCAGGCCAUGAUCAGAAGGCAUCAGGGAGGAAUCACGAACUCCAGAUCAGAUCGUCGCUCUGGAUCAAGCAGAAUCAUCAAGAGAGGACAUACCUCUGGCUGGAAGCAGAGCUCUGGCUCCUCUCUCCUCCAAUCAUCUAACCAGCGGUAUCUGGUCAGUACUGCUGGCCCUCCAUUCUUCAUUAUCCUGCUUCGGGCCAGAAGAAUUGAUGGCGUGCAGCAAGGUUACCAGCUCACAGGAUAUGGCAAGAUUUCAUCUCGUCUGCCAAGGAUGCAUCUGCGUUUGGUGGAAUUGGAGCAAAAGAGCAACUGGAAGCUCUGCCUUGACACAUUAGUGCCCAGCUCCCACAAAGUAAUGAUGCUGGCGAGAUGGGGCGACCACUGUGAGAAGUACAAAGUGUCCUCCAAGCUGUCCAGUGGUCAGCUGGCCAGCCACCCGGCCUUCAGAUUCAAGAUGAAGUGGAAGAAGGUCAGCGAGGAAUUGAAAUAUGGUGCCAAAUUGGUUGGAGACUACAUACCAGGACUAGCCUAUUCACUCGGAUUUUCGCAGACCUACAAACGAAAUCCCUCACGUCAGAUUACAGCAUUGGUCGCUCUGACAUCCCCACAGACGCUUGACACCAUCUUCCGAUUGCCCAGCAUGACAGUCUAUUAUCAGGGUCUGCAGCUUCCUGUCACAGUGCCAGUCCAUACAGUUAGCAAGAGGGUCCAGGACAAAGGGUUCAGCAGCCUCACCGACAUUCCAGAGCUGGUCCUCAAGAUGAACGAACGGGAAUGCAAAGUCGAAAAUGGAAUUGUCAAGACGUUUGACGGCAAGGAAUUGAAUCAUCAGCUUUCCAACGAUUGUUACUAUAUCUUGACCCAAGACUGCUCAGAAAGUCCCAGGUUCAUGCUGUUGUUAAGGCGUUCAAAACUCGAGAAGACAAAAAUGUCGAUCAGACUGAUUCUGUCCAAGAAAAACACGACUAUUGAUCUAAUUUAUAUGCCACAAAGAAUAAAAACUGAGGUAAAUGGCAUUGAACAUUCCCUGAAUGACAAAAUCCCAUCCCUGGAAGACAUCCUGAACAUUGAAUCAAACACACCAGGAGUUACUGUGAGAAUCCCAACAUUCAACAUUGAAAAGUUAUUCUUCAAUGGAAACAAGAUCGAGGUGGUCCUUGACCAGAUGAUGGGGAAGACGUGUGGACUCUGUGGCCUUAACAAUGGUGAGAAGAAAUGGAUCAUGCCCAACCACGAGGAGGCCAAAGACGUGGAUCAACUUUUCGAGUCCUGGUUGUGUCCAGGAACCUCCUGCAAGGAUGACUGCCGAGUCCAACAGGAAUUUGUGGAAUUGGGAAAGAACAUUGAUUUUGAAGGACAUACAUCCAAAUGCUAUUCAGUCGAACCAGUACAGCAAUGCCUGGCACAAUGCAUGCCAAAAGAAACUCGGUCUCGUAAAGUCAACUUCCAUUGUGUGCCCUCCAAUUUCACAGUGACAGACACCUCGCUCUUCAACAAGAAGUCCGUGGACAUCACUCAUAUGAUGAAUUCACACACUGAUUGUCUGUGCAAGUGUUUGUAAUAAGAAACGUA
Molecule: messenger RNA, 5231 nt
Organism: Hypanus sabinus (Atlantic stingray)
Lineage: Eukaryota; Metazoa; Chordata; Chondrichthyes; Myliobatiformes; Dasyatidae
Product: vitellogenin-like
Exons: 34
Coding region: 1-5220 (1739 amino acids)
Biological process (GO): lipid transport
Molecular function (GO): lipid carrier activity
Source: RefSeq, a predicted model, not a curated record